Molecule: messenger RNA, 2295 nt
Organism: Kogia breviceps (pygmy sperm whale)
Lineage: Eukaryota; Metazoa; Chordata; Mammalia; Artiodactyla; Physeteridae
Source: RefSeq, a predicted model, not a curated record
GGGGCUGCGACGGCGCGAGGAGGCGCGCCAGGGGAAGGAGCCACGGCCGCUGGGCAGCCGCCGCCGCCGCCGUGGGGGAACUAGGUGAAUAUGCCCCUUCCAUCCCCUGCCACGGUGCCUCGGUCGCGUCUGAGGAGGCGGGGUCCCCUCUCCUCUCACCGCUUUCCGGGGCAGGUGAUAAUAGAGGGAAAGUCUAGGCUUUGGCCGCGGCGCGGGGUUCGGGCGCAUCCCAGAUCCAAUCCCUCUGUGGAACUUCGAAACAUCUUCUAUUAGUGGAAACGUUGUUUUCUACACAAUGAAGUCAACAUCUUAAUUUAAACAAGCAUUCCUGUGUUUCUGAUUCAUCUGCUAUAUGGUUCAUGAAGCUUGAGAUCUAAGGCAUACUGGGUCUUUUGCAAUGACAAUAUGACUAAUAGUAAAGGAAGAUCUGUUACUAACAGAACAAGUGGUGGUCCAAGUAGUGGAGGAGGUUUUGUGGACUGGACUUUAAGUUUAAAUACAAUUCAAUCUGAUAAGUUUUUAAACUUACUGUUGAGUAUGGUUCCGGUAAUUUACCAGAAAAACCAGGAAGACAGGCACAAAAAAGGAAACAGCAUUUGGCAAGAUGGGUUAUCAACUGCAGCACAAACUUUUAGUAAUAGAUCUGAACAACACAUGGAAUAUCACAGUUUCUCAGAGCCAUCUUUUCAUGGCAACAGUGGGCACACGCCAUCAAGCUGUAGCCCAAAGUAUGAUGACUACGCCAACUACAAUUAUUGUGAUGGAAGGGAGGCUUCAGAAACUACGGCCAUGUUACAAGAUGAAGAUGUAUCUAGAGACGGUGAUGAAGAUGUCAUUGUGGAAGCAAACCAGAAAAUACCAAAGGAGUCCAGUGGUGUCAUGGCACUGCAAAUACUUGUGCCAUUUUUGUUAGCUGGCUUUGGAACAGUCUCAGCUGGCAUGGUUUUGGAUAUAGUCCAGCACUGGGAGGUGUUCAAAAAAGUAACAGAAGUUUUCAUCUUAGUUCCUGCACUUCUUGGUCUAAAAGGGAAUUUAGAAAUGACAUUGGCAUCCAGAUUAUCCACCGCAGUAAAUAUUGGGAAGAUGGAUUCACCCAUUGAAAAGUGGAACUUAAUAAUUGGCAACUUGGCUUUAAAACAGGUUCAAGCAACAGUAGUUGGCUUUCUAGCAGCUGUGGCAGCAAUUAUAUUGGGCUGGAUUCCAGAGGGGAAAUACUAUCUUGAUCAUUCCAUACUUUUGUGCUCUAGCAGCGUAGCAACUGCCUUCAUUGCAUCUCUUCUGCAGGGAAUAAUAAUGGUUGGGGUUAUCGUUGGUUCAAAGAAGACUGGGAUAAAUCCCGAUAAUGUUGCUACACCCAUUGCUGCUAGUUUUGGCGACCUUAUAACUCUUGCCAUAUUAGCUUGGAUAAGUCAGGGUUUGUACUCCUGUCUUGAAACCUAUUACUACAUUCCUCCAUUAGUUGGUGUCUUUUUCUUGGCUCUAACUCCUAUCUGGAUUAUAAUAGCUGCCAAACAUCCAGCCACAAGGACGGUUCUCCACUCAGGCUGGGAGCCUGUGAUAACAGCUAUGGUUAUAAGUAGCAUUGGGGGCCUUAUUCUGGACACAACUGUAUCUGAUCCAAACUUGGCUGGGAUUGUUGUUUACACACCAGUUAUUAAUGGUAUUGGUGGUAAUUUGGUAGCCAUUCAGGCUAGCAGGAUUUCUACUUACCUCCAUUUACACAGCAUUCCAGGAGAACUGCCCGAUGAACCCAAAGGUGGUUACUGCCCAUUUAGAACUUUUUUUGGUCCAGGAGUAAAUAAUAAGUCUGCUCAAGUUCUACUGCUUUUAGUGAUACCUGGGCAUUUAAUUUUCCUCUACACUAUUCAUUUGAUGAAAAGUGGUCACACUUCUUUAACUGUAAUCUUCGUUGUAGUAUACUUAUUUGCUGCUGUGUUACAGGUGUUUAUCUUGCUGUGGAUCGCUGACUGGAUGGUCCAUCAUUUCUGGAGGAAAGGAAAAGACCCAGAUAGCUUCUCCAUCCCCUAUCUGACGGCGCUGGGUGAUCUGCUCGGGACAGCCUUGUUAGCCUUAAGUUUUCAUUUUCUUUGGCUUAUCGGAGAUCGAGAUGGAGAUGUUGGAGACUAAUAAAUCCUACAAACCGUUCUCAAGUUACCAAGAAGUAAAACACAAAGACAACCACUUAUGGCUCUUUUUCAAAAUUUUUAAUUCAGUAGUUUGACUUCUGCGAGGGUAAUCUUCAGUUGGCCCUGAUUCCAUUAAAAGGCCUUAACAUUUUUUUUUUUUUAAAGAAUU